UUCCUUCACCUAUUAAAAAGGAAAGCGUGAACUGAAGCAGUAAACCCUAAAACUCCCAAGCUGAGAAAAAAAGAGAGAGAGAGAGAGAGAGAGAGACCAAGUUUUGGAGGUUUCAGUGCGUAACUCAAGAAUCAAGAUGAUCAUCCCUGUCCGCUGCUUUACCUGUGGAAAGGUGAUUGGAAACAAGUGGGAUGCCUAUCUUGAUCUUCUCCAGCUCGACUACACUGAAGGGGACGCACUUGAUGCGCUCAACUUAGUUAGGUACUGCUGUAGGCGUAUGCUCAUGACUCAUGUUGAUCUGAUUGAGAAGCUUCUCAACUACAACACUCUGGAAAAAUCAGACAACUCUUAAGAAAAGAGUAAGUAGGAAGAUGCAAAUCGUCAGAGGCCUAUAUUCUAAAAAAACAUGUAUGAAACUCUCUGUGUUUGGUUUAGAAACUUCAAUCAAUCCGAGUCAUAUGUUGGUUUUAGACCGACGUUACCAUUUUGUCAUAUGUAUGUCAAUGCCUCUACUACUUGUUAUUAAUUUUUCUGAGCUGAAAGAUCUGCUAUCGUUCUAAGGAAUUCAUCUUUUCAUUA
Messenger RNA from Brassica oleracea var. oleracea, 579 nucleotides. RefSeq names its product DNA-directed RNA polymerases I, II, and III subunit RPABC5. The record is from RefSeq and is a predicted model, not a curated record. Gene Ontology annotation, biological process: transcription by RNA polymerase I; transcription by RNA polymerase II; tRNA transcription by RNA polymerase III. Bases 137 to 352 code for a protein of 71 amino acids. Gene Ontology annotation, cellular component: RNA polymerase II, core complex; RNA polymerase III complex; RNA polymerase I complex. The transcript has 4 exons. Gene Ontology annotation, molecular function: DNA-directed RNA polymerase activity; DNA binding; zinc ion binding. Lineage: Eukaryota; Viridiplantae; Streptophyta; Magnoliopsida; Brassicales; Brassicaceae.